AGUUGCCCGCGCGCAACGGAGACCAGGCUCAUAGGACUAGUCUAAAUCUAAUGGCCCUGCCUCACCUCCCCGCUUCCUCCCAACCAUCACCACCACCAUCAUCAGCUGUACAUCACUGCUGCUCGUCUUGACCUCGACGGAGUCACAGACGAGUAGUGAAGGAGUCAGAGAAGGAGAAGCGAGCGUACUUGUGCAUCACGGGAUAAGGCAGGCAAAGGAAAAGGACAUGAAGAGAUCGUACCCAUACACAGGACCAGCAAGCAACACAGUACCAUCGGGCAAUCAGUAUACUGGCCAACAGAGCCACACGACUGUUGCGCCUCCUCAGCCGGCAGCUCCUCCAGGAUCGUCUUCGGCAGCGGCCAAUCCAAGUGCUGCUGGUCCUGACUAUUCAAACUACGGGUACGGCCACCAGCAACCUUCCUCGUCCAAGAUGACUCCAGAGGAGCAGCAGGCCCAAUGGCAUCAGCAGUGGCAGCAGUACUACGCUCAGCAAGCUGCCGCCGCGGCUGCCACUGGAGGAUCCGCUACCCCGCAUCAGCAGCCGCAUCAGCAUCAGCAGCCCAUGCAACAUCAUGCUGGCCCGCAAGCUCAACAGCCCUACGGAAGCUACCCGCAAGCAGCUGCGCCUCCCCAUCAACAGCCCGCCGGCUUCUAUCCUCAGCAGCAGCAGCAGCAGGGCCACCAUCCUCAAGGGCAUCCUCAGCAGGGUCAAUAUGCUCAUGGACCCUAUGGGGCUCCAGCCGUCUAUCAAGGCGGCAUGCCUGGCGCCCAGCAGCCAGCCGGUCCCAAUCCACCCUACGGUCCUCAACAGCCACAACAAAACCCAUACUACCCACCGCACAAUGGCGCUCAGGCUGGGCCUAUGAUGGGAGGUGGAGGAUCAUCCGGACCGCCUGCCAAGCGUCAGCGCUUUGAUGGUGCACCUCCAGGCGGCCCUAAUUACAAUGUCGGUGGGCCGAUGCAAGGGUCAGGAUAUCCCCCUCAACAACCUGCCGCGCAGUGGGGUGGACCAGCGACUCCCAGCGGUCCCGCUGCGCCCUCCUCCUAUGGCUGGCCGGGAGCUAGCAGUCCCACCCCAGGCCCUCAAAUGAUGGGAAUGGGAGCCAAUGGAAUGAACGGCCCUUCUGGUCCAUCCUCUCGAGGAGGAGGCGCCAUGAGGACUCCCAGUAGCUCUAGAGGCGGAUUUGGUGGAGUCAAUGCGAUUUCACCAGCCAUGAACUCUCCCAUGGGAGGGCAGAAUGGUGGCCAUCAGCAGGGAGGGGCGCCGUCCGUCAGGGGUGGGAGAGGUGGAAUGGCUGCGAGCAACGGAGGUCCGCCCAAGAUGCCCUCUCGCGGUCCGCAGGGCAAGGGAGGAUCCGGUCCUGGCGGUUUCAAUCAGCAACAGCAGUCAUACCCCUCUAGGGGAGCGCCGGGAUCUUUCGGUGGUCCGAGUGGGAGCAAAGGGGGAGCUGGGCCCAGCAAUAUGCGAGGAGGUGGCAUGAACGCUUCGCGAGGAGGUAAUCGCCCUGUCUCUGGUGCCUUCAGUCUCUCUCAGCAACAGAAAUGGGGAUCCGCAAAUGGUCCUGCCAAAUCUUCUUCCAAUAAGCAACCACCCACUGGGCCAGGAGCAGCUCGCUCAGGCACGCCGGCUUCAAGCAAGGGCUCGCUGUCUCGGGCGCACGGCGGCAACGUCCCUUCGUCCCCUGCGCUGUCCAACAAGCCUGUGUCCAUAGCUACACGUGCCGCCGGUGUCAACGACCAGCCCGUUCCCAGCACGUCCAAGCGUACCUUCACUGACUUCCGGAUCAAGGCUGUGGAAAUCCCAGUUCUCGACUGGGCCUGGAGCUUGCGAGGCGACUUCGAGAGAGAAGACGAGGACAACGAGAAGCUAGAGACUCAGGAGGAUGGAGAUGAUGGCGAUGCCGCUAACGAGUCAGAAGAUGAGCAAAACCAAGGCGGAGUGGAAAACGAGGUCACCAUUGCAGGCAGCGACGAGGAGAGUACUGCUGGCGACACUUCACAAAUAUCUGCAAAGAACGGGGGGCAGGCGAGCGCAAAGAGACGUGCUUCAGCAAGCAAGCAGAGCGUCCCCGAUUCAAGCAACUGGUUCUGUCGCUGAUGCGACCGAGCCCUCUGAGCCUAUCAAGGACGGACAGUCUUCGACUGGGUCGAAAAAGAAGAAGAAGAAGCGUGGCAACGCCGAAGCUGCCGUAAAAGUCGAAGCAGAAGACAAGCAAGACAUCAAGGUUGGAGAGGCCGCCUCGAUGCGAGAGGUUGCUCCUACCAUCCCCACUGUAGAAGGCUGGUCAGGCUACACGAAGACACCACCUCAAGGCUCACCCAACAGGGUGAGCAUCUCAUACUUCGGCACAAAGCGAAGGCUUGUCAUCGAUGCAGAAGUCGUCAAGGCACUGAAGGUCUUGCGAGCU
Messenger RNA from Microstroma glucosiphilum, 2411 nucleotides. RefSeq lists its product as hypothetical. The coding region runs from base 227 to 2101 and encodes 624 amino acids. Lineage: Eukaryota; Fungi; Basidiomycota; Exobasidiomycetes; Microstromatales; Microstromataceae. The record is from RefSeq and is a predicted model, not a curated record. The transcript is spliced from 4 exons.